CUUGUUUAUUAUUUUGUAACUUUUUACUUGAUCUUAGUAAAAGUAUUGUCCAGCUGAUGGAUAUUUUUUAUUUUUUUUCCUAUGGAAAAAAUGGACUUCUUUUACUUCCUAAAGGUUUUGCUAGUAUUUAUUACUGCUAGAAACUUUUGAGCUAAGAUUUGGGCCAGCUGUGUAGUUCAGCAGCCCAGAAGGGACUCCCAGACUUUUCAUACUGUGACUCAGUUAACUCUGUUUACACAGCCGACUCCAUUCAUUCACUGAACCCAAUCACACCCUUUGAGAUGGCCGAAAGAUUUUAACAGCUUAUCAGGGUAGGCUGUCAGAUUCAUUAGAACUGAACAUUUACAAUUGUACAGCACUUUCAAUGUGUAUAUGCAUAGAGGCAUACAUACACAAACAGCUGGAAAAGGAGGUGGAGACAUCUGGUCAUUUAGAAGGCAUGCAGCAUCAUCUGAGCUGGCAACCAGUGGAUUCUUAAACUACUUCCAUCAUGUUGAUUCACUGGAGAAAUGAGCUUCCUGGUUCAGACAUGCCAAAUUAUCAACUGGUUCUUUUGUUCUUUGUGCUCAUCUCGGCUGCUUUGGAGUGGCAAGUGCCCAAGGACCCGAAGGAAUUUGCUGUUGGGCAUUGCUUUUGUGAUAUAUCUGGGCUUCCUCGUCAGUCAAGUAGGUCGUGUUGUACCACAACAUAGAACAGGACUAUUGAAAGCAAACUCCUGGAAUCUUCAAGAUGUUGCUCAGCCUCAUUUUUCUGAAAUCCCAUUGGAUGGCACCUGGUCAUUUUCUGACCUUGAAAAAUCCCAGAUGGGGACAAAUAACACGCCAAUGUUGCCUAAUGUGGUAUACAUCACUUUGCGGUCCAAGAGGAGCAAACCUGCCAAGAUUCGAGGCACUGUGAAGCCCAAGCAAAGAAAGAAGCAAGUAUUGCCUUUGCAGCAUGGGAAUAAGAACUCAGUGGGUGGCACAGUCCAACGUAAGUCAUUUUAUGGCAAAUCUGUGAGCAAGAGGAGAGGAGCAGUAGUUCCAGAGAAAGCAAGGCAGAAACAACAGCAAAAAGAAAAACAAAUGUCUCAAAAUACAAACCACUGGAGACCUGAAAUGAUUAUAAGAGGCCUAAAUGUUCAAACUAAUGUUCAGGAGAGUAAUAUCAGGAUGUACAGUGACAGCCCACCAUCUUGGUUGAGUAAAGAGGACAUCCUAAGUAUGCGUUUUAUGGCAGAUUCCAAAAUAAACAGUAUCCAAGAAGUGCCUUCUCAACAUGGAGUACUUCUGGUAUUUGGGAGAAAAGAAGUUGAUAAUAAGUCAGUCAAAGAAGACAUAUGUAGCCAAGGUCACUGUGGCAUCAUCAAAAGACCUCUUGACAUGAGUGAAGUGUUCGCUUUCCAUUUGGAUAGGAUCCUGAGACUGAAUCGGACUUUGCCUACCAUAAGCCGAAAAUUGGAAUUUGUACAAGAUGAUGGACCACGCCCUGUCAUUCUUUGGGAUCCCUCCUUGGCUCAGACAGACAAUGAGACACAGUCUUCACUGAGACUCACCUGGGGAGCUUACAAGAAACAACUAAAGGAAAAGUGCUGGCAAAAUGGCAAAGUACCCAAAACAGAAUGGGGAUGCACAGAUAUCCAUCACCAGGAAUGGUCCAAGAUGGCACUUCUUGAUUUUCUGUUACAGAUCUACCAUCGCUUGGAUAAGAACUGUUGUGGAUUCAAACCACGUAAAGAGGAUUCCUGUGUACAAAAAGGGCUGAAUCUGCAAUGCGAUGACCCAGACAACAUAGCCUUGACCCACAUUAUCCAGAGAAAGGAUGACCCAAGGCAUUUGGUCUUUAUACAUAAUAAAGGUUUCUUUGACAGAAGUGAAGAUAAUCUGGAUUUCAAAAUAUUACAAGGCAUUAAUGAGUUCCCUGAAUCUGCUAUUUCUAUGCUGAAAAGUCACCACUUGCGGGAAAAGCUUCUUCAAUCUUUGUUCCUGGACAGAAUUUUUUGGGAUAGCCAAGGAGGGCGCCAAGGCAUUGAAAAGUUGAUUGAUGUUGUAGAGCAGAGAGCCAAAAUACUUCUCACCUACAUUAAUGCUCAUGGAGCCAAAGUGUAUCCAAUGAAUGAAUGAGUCUGCAUUCAUGGAAGUAAGACACACACUGAUGUAAAAGUUCUUGAUACAUUUAUGUUGUAAUCUUAUAUACUUGGCUGAAUGUAAAUCUUAGGCUUAUGGGCUUAUUUAUAUUUAUACAUUUAUUCUGACAAACCUCAAACAUAUGAGAAUUAAUUAUCAGACUUCACAUUUUAAAAAUACAUAUUGCUAAGGUGUUUUUGUUUUAUAAAAGCAUCUUUUAACUCCUGGAUUGCAUGUAUUCAGAUAUAAGUGCAAAUUAGACUUCUUUUACCUACUCUUCCUAUGCUAAUCUCCAGUUACCUGAAAAUGGUGUAUCGAGAUUGCAGGAUUAUUCUGAAAAGGAUGAGUUUGGGUGUGGGGAACAGGGAUAAUCCCUAAAAACCAAAAUAGAGGUACCUUCUGUGGGCAUAGUUUUGCUUUCAGAAGCCAUUGUGUUCCUUUCCAGGGAGCACUCUGUUCCCUUAAGCCCACUUGCUCCCUUGCUCCACCUAUUCAGCAGGAUCCCAUAUCUUUGUGAAGUAUUUUUGAAAGGCUGGUUAUGUUCCUGUUGAAAGGAUCAAUGGGGAAACCCUCUUCUACCAGCCUAGUUGCAUUUGACAUCAGCUGAAAUCAACCAUAGUAGAUUUCCCUCUAUUUGUUUGAUUUUAUUGGGAAUAAAACUGUUGGAGAGAAAACUACACUUAUGACAAAAGUUGCAACUCUCUGACUAUUAAUUUCACUGAGACUGUUCUGAAAUAAAUAGUUGUUACGAUAGUUGCAAAUACUUGCUUAAUUAAAAUACAUAUAUAGAAGGGGUUCUGUUUUUUUCCCAGUGAAAAUGAUGGACCUCAUGUUGACAUUUAAAUUCAGCUCUAACAUUUAGUAAACUCACUAAAUUCACUCUUGUAAUUAGAAGUAUGUUGUUAAAUUUAUAAACAUAUAUGCCAUCCAAAUAAGUCUAUAUUUAAUGCAAUGUUAAAAUAUUUCUUUGUUUGAAUGUUUACUUGUUUUGAUAAGUAUGUGAUAAUAACUGGCAUCAAUAUUCAUUGGUUGAUUCAGUAUAGCUCCAGUGCUACCACCUCUUCCUUCUGGCUCACAUUUUCCCUUUACGGUCACCAAGCCAAAAUACUGUAUCUUUGCAUUACAGUUGUUAUGUCAGAAUAUUGCAAUACGAGUAGAAGACCUUCCUGUCAGAAUUCCUCUGAACAUCAUUUAGGCCAUCCUAGAGCCCUGUUCAGGCAAAAAAAAAAAAGAUUAAAAAUCACAAUUCGUGCGGGGAUGAUGAUCCUCUCCCCUUCCAAGGGGUACUUAACUUUCAAAGUCACCCAUGCUUUCAACAAAGAUGUCACCAGCAAAAAGAAUUUGCAUCUAUAUACAAAGACUUCCAUAAGAAAAAUAACCCUGUCUAGCAGAGAUCAAACUCAUGUGAAAAUCCUUGCAUAUGAAGAGAAACUUCCUCACUGCCAAUAUUCUGCAAUCAUUCUGUUUGUUCAUCAGUUUCUCAGACAAAGAGAAAUUCUCUUUUGAAUUCUCUUUAUUGUUUAGAAUGUGUACCUCAAUUUCCUUUAGCUCCUUUUCUGAUGCCCUAUAUUCCAUCAGUUUUCUUUUUUAGAUUAUAUGGCUUAUUUUAUAUCUCUUAUUUAGCCUUCUUGCCUCUGUGCUCCCUUUUUACCUCUAAAUAUGUUUAGUGUGUGUCCGUGUGAAGUCUUUAAGCUGACCUAGCUUAAAAUAAUUCUUUAUUACAGAAAUAGAUUGCAGAUUAUAUUGUUCUAUAGCCAGCUGGACAGUUUAUUCCAUCAUCCUCAACUGGCUAAUUAGUACCAAGAUUUUCAGUGCUGUAAGGUGCUAUUCUCUUCAGAAGGAGUUCUGUAUCAAAAUAUGCCAACCUGUUUCCUCAAGUUUUCUUGCUCUGUGCUAUCACUUUCCUAUCUUGUUCUCUGGUAGUUUCAAAUUUCUUUUUUUUUUAACUGGCAUUAUUGUUGAAGUGGUUAAAAAGUCCCAUAAAAGAAUAUUAUGCAUAUCUUUCCUUAAUAUUUAACCAAAGUUUGGGAAGUGAAACUGCAGAGCGCUAGAGAGAUAUUCACACAUCAUAGUAUCAGUUAUUCAGAAUCACAUAUACACAUAUUUUGACCAUUUUGUUUUCAUUUGAUAUAAAUUUCAAAACAUUUUUGCGUCAAAUUGAAUGAGAAUUGUACAAGAACAAAACAACUGUUCAGUGUAGUCCUGUUGUUUCUUGCAUACAUUUUAUGACAGUUAUGUUUUUAGAUCAAACAUGAUCAGGGGUUUAACCAAUGAAAUACUGUUUUCACUGUGCAAAACGCAGGUGAUUGUAACCUUAGAGUUAGUUAGAUUUAACUUGCUCCAAGCAUUCUGAAAUAGUAUAAAUAUUCAUUCCGUUAAUAUAUUCCAAGGAACACUAAUUAAAAACAUAAGAGUUCAAAGGAUAAUUAUCACUUGCAUAGAACCAUUAUGUAAAAUGUGACUGUUAUGCCUUAAAAAGGUGGAGGCAAAUUAUCCUAAGGCCCUGCCAGCAGAUUUUACCUUGUUUUUUUCUGACUUCAUUAUAUUAUAUUAGUUAACCAUCUUUACAAAGUAAAAGUGGUUCCCAAAGAAAUCGUGGAAUAUAUAGAGUGCUUAGUACUAAGAAUUUUCUAUUACAGAUAAUCUCUCUUGCAGAGAACCAUUAGUUCCCAUGACACAAUAUGGUAGCAUACUGCUAUAUGUUUUCAAAUGGUUGAUCCUUUUUAACUAUGCAUGGAAUUUCACUGAUUUGAUGAAUCAGCUGCAAUGAGUGGGAACACCUACACAGAAAAGAAACAGAUUGAAUCAACAAGACACCAACCUUUUUAUACUGCUUUAUCAUAACAUUCUGGGUAUCUUCAUUUGUCUUGCCCUUUACUAUGUUAAAUUAUACCAACUGCUAUAUUUAAUCUUAUACCAUCAGGAGAUUUACACUGAAUGUAAAUACUGAAUAGCUCAUGCAAAAAUUAUGAUGUUUCUUUCUGAAAUAAAAUGUUU
Molecule: messenger RNA, 5102 nt
Organism: Python bivittatus (Burmese python)
Lineage: Eukaryota; Metazoa; Chordata; Lepidosauria; Squamata; Pythonidae
Gene: GASK1B
Product: golgi associated kinase 1B
Cellular component (GO): Golgi apparatus
Source: RefSeq, a predicted model, not a curated record